GAAGACCCUCGUUAAUACUUACCCCUAGAACCGGCCGCCGACGGCCAGUAGCACUAGGACGAUACAAGAGGAUUCAUAUAAACAAACCGACAACAGCUUCUGCGCCCACCAGAAGCAUUGGUGAUGGAAUUGGGAUACACAGUACCACAGUGAAUCUACAUCAACGAGCUAUCACCCGUCUCUCGUGCAACCUCGGCUCUUCUAUCCUACCCGGCACUGGCCAUCUCACAUUCGUCAUCGUCAACUCUCGUCAUCAGUCGACAACGGCAGCAGCAGCAGCAGCGCCAUCGUCUUCAGAAAUCGAGUUCUUGAUAGCCAUCACGGUGCAUAGCAACUGCCAUGGCUGCUAACGACUACUACGGCGGUUCAUCAUCACAUUACAAUCGGAAUCAAUACGAGCCUUCGAUUGCACCCUCUGGUCCGCCGCCCUCGUACACUACGAACCAACCAUACCAACCUCACCAGCAAGGCCAGACACCGGCAUCGCCAUUCGAGACCGUCUUUGACGACCACGUCUAUCCCUCCCAGACACACUCCCAAUCCCGCCCGACAAUAGACAGCAUGGGUACCAGCCAACAAAGCUUUGCUCAGGACACGCGGUAUCACGGCCCUAACUCACCUGGAGCCGCCGACGACAUACCUCUCCGUCAACACAACAAACCCCCAGGCUACCUCAACGACUCUACUGACCAUGUCUACGAUGCCGACCCGGCACCUCGGAGGCGUCACACGAACGCGAACCGAGGACUGCGCUUCGGCCAACUGGGCAUGCUGGGCUCCGACAAGAAGAAAAUCCCCAUUGUUGUAUACGUCUUCUCCAUCAUCCAGAUUGCCGUCUUCAUCGCAGAGCUGGUGAAAGCUGCCCAACUGACUGGCUCACCCAUUCAGACUUCACCAUCUGUCAACCCUAUGAUUGGUCCUUCACAGCAGAUACUCAUCAAUAUGGGGUCAAGGUACGUGCCGUGCAUGAAGAACGUCAACGGCAUACAGAACUACCAACCUCCUCCCGGCAUCAACCUCAUCGAGCCAGGGUUUCCCUUCCCUUGCCCGAAUUCGACCUCAAAUGACUCUGAUGACCCUUCCAACCACUGCUCGCUUUCCGAGCUGUGUGGAUUCAGUGGCGUACCUAAUCCCAAGUGGCUGGGGGCAGAUGGUCUGAACCAAAAGCCUGAGCCAAAUCAGUGGUUUCGUUUCAUCACGCCGAUAUUUCUUCAUGCCGGCUUCGUCCAUAUCGGCUUCAACCUUCUCCUUCAGCUCACCAUGGGCCGUGAUAUCGAGAUCGCUAUAGGUUCUAUCCGUUUCUUCCUCGUAUACCUGAGUGCCGGGAUCUUCGGCUUCGUGUUGGGGGGUAAUUUUGCCGCCUCCGGGAUUUCGUCAACAGGAGCGUCGGGCGCCCUGUUUGGCAUCAUCGCCAUCACUCUACUCGACCUCCUCUAUUCAUGGAGCGACAGGCGUAACCCAGGGAGGGAGUUGUUCUUCAUCCUCAUCGAGAUCGUCAUAUCUUUUGUGCUCGGCCUUCUUCCAGGACUCGAUAACUUCUCGCAUAUUGGUGGCUUCAUCGUCGGCCUCGCCUUAGGCAUCAGUGUUCUUCACUCGCCGAACUUCCUUAGGCGGAGGAUUGGCGAGGACCAUUUCGGCGGAGUCCCCUACUCCAGUGUCGGUGGAAAUGCCACCACGAGUGUGGCAUUCCCCGCGUUUUACCGGAAUCCCGUUGGCUUCUUCAAGGGUCGGAAACCCCUAUGGUGGGGCUGGUGGCUCCUCCGUGCCGGGUUCCUGGUUCUUGUCAUCGUUGUCUUUAUCGUGCUCCUGAAUAACUUUUAUUCGAUGCAAAAUCACUGCAGCUGGUGUAAAUAUCUCAGUUGUAUUCCUGUCAAUGGGUGGUGCGACAUCGGAAACAUCAAUGUCACUUACACGAACGUGACUUCGAAGAGAGACUUCAUCUUUACAGCGAUAGACCAGGUAGCUACGCUCUCUUAAGCCGACACAGAGGAACAUGUUUCAUUACGCGGCUUUUCAACAAAAGAAAAGAUUCAUUCGACACGCCUUCAAUGAAUUGUAUGAUAUCCUUGAUAGAUGGGCAUUCCUGCAUAGUACUCAGCGCACCUAUUCUCCUUUGCUGGGGCAAGAUAAAAAUUGACGUAAUUUGAGAUAGCACCACCGGUUCGCGGGCUUGCAUACUUGUGAGGGUAUAGGUAUGGGGUUUGGUCUUUGGUUUUGUGGCGUUGGGCACCUUAACUGAAGGCAUGACGCAAAAAUCAUGUUUUGUUUACUUAUUAGCUUAAUUAAUUUAACUCGUUUGGAAAGAACAUUUGUGGACAUAGGUGAUUAUACAUUGACAUCGUAUUCAUUUUGUAGUUCUGUUCAGUUGGCGGCUUAGCAGUUUGGCCUCGAAUGUAUAGAGCAACAUGUUGCCAAGUGUGAAGAAUCUUGGACUCUACGUCACUCACUAGUCAGUCAAUUAUUGUGCUGCCGUAAUAGUAUGUAUCUGAG
This is a messenger RNA of Xylaria bambusicola, 2490 nucleotides long. RefSeq lists its product as uncharacterized. Gene Ontology annotation, molecular function: serine-type endopeptidase activity. Gene Ontology annotation, cellular component: membrane. Bases 340 to 1977 code for a protein of 545 amino acids. The transcript has 2 exons. The record is from RefSeq and is a predicted model, not a curated record. Gene Ontology annotation, biological process: proteolysis. Lineage: Eukaryota; Fungi; Ascomycota; Sordariomycetes; Xylariales; Xylariaceae.